Molecule: messenger RNA, 393 nt
Organism: Triplophysa dalaica
Lineage: Eukaryota; Metazoa; Chordata; Actinopteri; Cypriniformes; Nemacheilidae
Product: dual specificity protein phosphatase 26-like
Exons: 2
Coding region: 1-393 (130 amino acids)
Biological process (GO): negative regulation of MAPK cascade; protein dephosphorylation
Cellular component (GO): cytoplasm
Molecular function (GO): protein tyrosine/serine/threonine phosphatase activity; MAP kinase phosphatase activity
Source: RefSeq, a predicted model, not a curated record
AUGGCUGUCAAUUAUGGUGAACUGAAAGCGUGUCGAUUCACUCAUGUCCUGAACUGUGUAGACAAGCUUGACAGUAGUAAGAACUACAGGAUCAGGGGCAUCAGAUACCUGGGCAUAAACACAUUAGAUUUAGAGACAUUUAACAUUAGCGUCCUCUUUAAACCUGCGGCAGAGUUUAUACAUACAGCACUAAUGGAAGAAGGAAAAAUCUUGGUUCACUGUUGGGCUGGAGUGAGUCGAUCAGCAACAAUAGUUUCGUCGUAUCUGAUGCUGAAGCAGAACAUGACCCUGAAGGAAGCCAUCAACACUGUGAAGGAGAAAAGAGGCAUCUUACCAAACCGAGGCUUCCUCAGACAACUGCUCGACCUUCAAACCCAAUUAUAUGGCAGCUAG